Messenger RNA from Pocillopora damicornis (cauliflower coral), 799 nucleotides. RefSeq names its product zinc finger protein 593. NCBI's taxonomy places the organism in Eukaryota, Metazoa, Cnidaria, Anthozoa, Scleractinia, Pocilloporidae. Gene Ontology annotation, molecular function: nucleic acid binding; zinc ion binding. The record is from RefSeq and is a predicted model, not a curated record.
GUGUUUGACAGUAUUGAAAAAGGUUUGAGUUAAUUGUGAAUCUAAAUAUUCUUACAUCAAUUUUAUUUGGAUUUCUUCAAAUAGAGAAUCGGUUGUAUGUUUUAUUUUUUUUAUUUCAUAUGUUAGCCCAUUCCCAGCGUGACCCUAGACAGAUAUUUUCUCACUUUCCCAGUUUACCUCAUCUUUUAAGGAACGCCUGGAAUAUUCCACGCUCGUCGGCCAUCUUAAACACAUCCGUAAUUUGCGCAACGAUAUUCUUCUUAGUUGUUUUGCAGUUCCAUCGUUGAUUUUAUCGGAAUCUCACGUCACGAAAGAUUUUUAAAUAUGGGCCGCUUGCGGAGAAAACGAAUGCACAAGAACGACAAACAUCUAAAGAAAAAGUAUCGAACCAGAAGGCGAACAAAGGACUUGGACCAAAUCCACGAGGACAUGCAACCAAAGAACGCUGCUAAAUUAAAAUCACAAGAGUGUGACAUGGAUUUACCAGGUGCUGGACAAUAUUACUGUAUACAAUGCGCAAGAUACUUUGUUGAAGAAAAAGCCCUGAAAGAUCACAUGAGAUCUAGAGUUCAUAGGAAAAAAGUGAAAAUGUUAAGAGAAGUGCCUUACACAACAGAAGAAGCAGAGAGAGCUGCAGGAAUGGGAUCAUACACACUCACAUCAACCAAACCUCUGUUACCAGUCAAUGAAGAUGAGGAAAUGACAAACAAAGAAAGAGUGGAAAGUGCUGGCACCUAAUCACUCAGUGAUGAUGAAGUGAUGCUAAAAAUAAAUUUCUGAUAUUUCUACAUGUGUGCAA